Toxoplasma gondii ME49 is the source of this 865-nucleotide messenger RNA. RefSeq lists its product as hypothetical. The coding region runs from base 461 to 865 and encodes 134 amino acids. NCBI's taxonomy places the organism in Eukaryota, Apicomplexa, Conoidasida, Eucoccidiorida, Sarcocystidae. The transcript has 2 exons. The record is from RefSeq and is a predicted model, not a curated record.
AGACAAGCAUUUCGUGUUCAUUCCACAGUGUUUGUUGGUUUUUCUUUCCGGAGACGGCUUCCUGUCCCAGCAGUCUUUCGUUUGAACUCAAUUCUUGUGGAGCACAAUUUCGUCGCCGUUGUGCUGCGGGUUCCCCCGUGGUUUUUGCCCGUUUUUCUCUUUGAACAAAGAGCAAGAUUUCCCCUUUGAACUGCAGCGGAGUUCACGUCCCCCGUCGGCCGCAUUCAGUUCACUUCCAGACGACGCCCCCGACUCCAAGUCCUUGUCUCUCGGCUUUCAGUCGGCAUUUCAGUCGGCAUCGCCCGCCGCGCGUCGUCACCUGGUGUCUCUUUCCCGACCCGUCGACAAUUUCGCUAAAUCCUCCCGCUGUUUGCAAGGGUAUCGGUAACCUGCGCAAAUUCCUGAGCAACCCCCACGCCGGUUCGAGUUGGAAGUCGAUUUCUUCCAUAGCCUGUGCAAGAUGGUGCGCAAUCAGAGAUACCCCGCCUCUCCAGUGCAAGAAAUUUUCUUGCCGGAACCUGUCCCGUUUGUCCAAUUCGACCAAACUGCGCCUUCUCCCAACUCGCCUCCGGCUCCACUCCCUUCUCCCUCGCUCUCUCAGUGUGAAGAACAGAAAGAUCGUUACAGAGACAUCAGCAGCAUGUUUCACCGGGGGGUUGCAGGCGCCGAGCAAGUUCGGGAAGCGUACAACAGCAUGGCCAAGUGCUUCCGACGCGUGUCUGUCGCGGAAGUUCUUGAAAGCGACCCCGCGUUUCGCCAAGCUCGGAACUUCACCAUGGACCUGAAGCAAGCUGAAGACGACCAGCGGUACAAGCAGCUGCAGUAUGGGAGAGUGCCGAGCAUUCUAACGAAGUACCACUUGUAG